UGGCUGAUGGGAGAACCUUUGAACAAUCCAACUUUGGAUCAGAAUUUGGGCCAGCUGAUGAUAGAAUGUCUUCGAACAUUACCGAAGGAAAAAAUUCGGAACGAACCUAGUGAAUUAACGUUGAUCACAAAUUACCUCGACUAUAUCAUGAAGCAGAUAUUGCAUGAUCCGGAUGCACAUAUAGUUGAGUGGCCGAACACGGGUCUUCAUGAAAGCAAGGCGAGAAAGCCAAAGGGGCGGGCGAAACAACCUGACUUCUCUGUGUCUAUUAUCGACCAGCUACAGAAGAGUGGUGUCCUUUUCGUUGGCGAAGUCAGUCCGCCUUCAGAAAUAAAAGACGUGUACAAGAAUUGCAAUGAUUUGAUUCGGAUCGGCAUUUUUAUGAAAGAUUGUCUCGACUCCACCAUUGAGAAGGGUGCAGACUUGACAGUUCUAGAUUUCAAUGUAUCGGUAAGUUACACUAUUGAUUUUUAUACGAUGAAUCUUGUCAGUGAAGGAAUCUAUGUCAUGAAUAACAUUGGUCGAGUGAGAAUUCCUGCAUCAUUGAAAGAUCUAUCGGCCUUCGUUGAUGAUAUGGAAACUCUUCUAGCAGUUCGAGAAAUAUUUCAGUGUUCAGAAACCU
Paraglomus occultum is the source of this 622-nucleotide messenger RNA. The record is from the annotation of a GenBank genome assembly. Lineage: Eukaryota; Fungi; Glomeromycota; Glomeromycetes; Paraglomerales; Paraglomeraceae.